Saccostrea cuccullata (small rock oyster) is the source of this 525-nucleotide messenger RNA. RefSeq lists its product as uncharacterized. The record is from RefSeq and is a predicted model, not a curated record. Lineage: Eukaryota; Metazoa; Mollusca; Bivalvia; Ostreida; Ostreidae. The transcript is spliced from 3 exons. The coding region runs from base 45 to 431 and encodes 128 amino acids. Gene Ontology annotation, cellular component: mitochondrial large ribosomal subunit.
CAGCAAUUACACACCAAAUAGUAUUUCCGGUAUAAACAACAAGCAUGAAGUCCAAGGGCGUAGCGUUAAAUAUUUUUAUCAAACAAAUGAAUUUAAAACCUCUCAAGAACAUUAAAUUUACGUUUGAUCCAUAUCAUAAAGGUGUUCGUUCCAUAAGAGAGAUGAUGUGCAUUAUAAAUUCACCCAAGUUGUUAGAUACAAAUCAAAACUUAACAACAAAAGUGGACAUAAAAAGUGACAGGACUAGUCCACAAAUGAAGCUUAAUUUUGCUGAUGGACAUACAGUGAUAUUCAAAACUGAACAUUUAAGUACAUUGACAAUUGCCCAGAAAUUUGCCAAACUUUGUCAAGAUCGAGUAGAAACUGUCACAGUAGGAGAAUCAGCGAUUUUUGCAGCUUCAAAACCAGGAAAAAUGGCAAAGAAGAAAUAAUUUAGUGUUUUUGUGUGUGAUUUUUUGUUCUUUUUGUAAUAAAGCACUCAUUAGUUUGUUGAUAUAAAGGGAAAUAAAAGCAGCGGUAAAGAUA